Molecule: messenger RNA, 2079 nt
Organism: Opisthorchis viverrini
Lineage: Eukaryota; Metazoa; Platyhelminthes; Trematoda; Opisthorchiida; Opisthorchiidae
Exons: 5
Coding region: 175-1866 (563 amino acids)
Biological process (GO): membrane protein intracellular domain proteolysis; regulation of response to endoplasmic reticulum stress
Cellular component (GO): cytoplasm; membrane
Molecular function (GO): metalloendopeptidase activity
Source: RefSeq, a predicted model, not a curated record
GUGAUUAUUUUGAUUUUCACGUGAAUUAUCAAUACCCGACGGCUUGGCAAUUUUAUCGCCUUUUACUGCCCAGCCUUUCGUUCAUCGAUACGUUUGAUCUAUCCAUCUAUCUUUGCCUAUGAUACGACCCCAACUUGCUUGAACAUCUUCAGAACUCCGCUAUUUGCGUGAGUUAUGGCGUUUCUGACGUGGUGCUCCUAUUUCGUCGGACUGUGGGCAUCGGUCUAUUUGACCGAUACCAUUCUUCGUUCCAACCCGUACACGCGGCAACGCUACUAUGAAUUCACUGCACGAUUGGGAAUUUCCUUCGAUAUUCUGCAAGCCCGAUUCUUCACACAGAGACUGAACCAACUCUUCCAGGUCUUGUGUCGCUUUGACUUUGUGCCGUGGAAAGCAUGGUUCACAUGUGGUGUGGUCUUCUCUACCAUAUGUAUGUUUCUCAGUAUUGGCUUGCUAUCUCUUUUGGUUUACAACACGCUGACGAAGAAAUCGAUCAAAGGAGGGACGUUGACUCCUGUGAUGCCUGGUGUGAACCUCCCCAUUAGUCAUGUGGGCUUUUAUAUGCUUACGCUACUCCUGUGCGCUUUUCUACACGAAGCAGGGCAUGCCAUGGCUGCUUUGCGUGAACGUGUUCGUUUACAUGGAUUCGGUGUGUUUUUGUUUGGAUUCUACCCCGGUGCUUAUGUGGACUUGAAUACGGCGGAUCUUCAGAGCCUCAAACCACUUGGUCAGUUGCGUGUCUAUUGUGCUGGAGUGUGGCACAACGUCAUCAUUGCCGUACUUAGUGCAGCAGUGUUCUACGCUAUACCACUUCUCCUUUCCCCCGGUUACCAUAUCGGUACCGGUGUUGGGGUCACUUUUUUGCGAGAGAAUUCCGUUGUUACUGGACACCGUGGUCUAUCGCUUGGUGAUGCGAUCACACGGAUAAAUUCUUGUCCGGUUACCAACCAGUCAGACUGGUAUCGUUGUUUGGAGGAAGCCCAUACAGACCCAUCAGGCUACUGUGUUUCCGGGCACUUUCUAAGGUCACUAGACCCAAAUGUUCGAAAGGUACCAAAACUGCACGCGGGUCGGAGAAAUUUGGCAGCGGUCGUGUCGAAAUCAGCGCAUGAACCGGAACAAUCAGUAAACGCACACUCUUUAACAGACUGUUGUGCACAUCAGUCUGCGUCCACUCAUCUGUGCUUCACCUACUCCGUUCCGUCCACAUCGGAUUCUCGGACAAAACGAUACGCAUGUCUACCUGCCCGUACGGUUACCGAGCAAGCAGCGUGCCGUACUACUUCUGAUUGUGGAUCACACACCCUCAUACGGACUGCAGAUGACACGGAUGGUGCUCAAGGCCCAGUACACUCGUCCGUCCUCGAGCGUCCAAUGAUGUGUGUGGUGCCUAGUCCACCAGACAAUCAGACGCGUCUGGUGCGUUUGGUGCAUAACCGCAAGGACGCCCCCGCCAUCUUGUUUCUUGGCCCUCUAGAAGACCUACUUGCCUCUGUGGGCGUGUCAGACUAUGUGUCUCGCUGGCCGGGCAUUUUUCCACCCAAUUUUCCAGCCGUUCUGGGACUAUUUUGCACCUACCUAUUCUCACUAUCCGGUGCACUGGUCAUCUUGAAUGUGGUGCCGUGCUAUGCGCUCGACGGGCAGUGGAUUCUCAAAGCCCUCAUAGAACUGUGCUUUUCUCGUUUGCUUCCCUGUAAGCACAAACGUCAUUUUAUUUUCCGUAUUCUUCUUUUCGUCGGCACAAUGCUUCUUUGUAGCAACGUGGUCUUGGCAUUUUGGUACUUUUUCCUCGACGCCAACCUUGGAUCAGUACGAUCCCUCGUCCCAUCGGAACCAGCGCCCGUCGAUGUAAGAGACGUCACCUGAACAUACCUCUCUUGUCACAUGUUCCCCUGAAGUUCACCGGCUGCCUCCAUAAGCCAUCGUCUCGUUGUUUUGUCAAUUCCGAACUAGAGCAGCUCUGAAUUUCCCUUACCCCCAUCCCUUUGCUGUGAUCUCCGAUUAUUUUGGACUUCUUCUCUACGAAAAUGUUUCACAAGUCAUACGACUGCGUUUGGUUUUUCUGUGCUACUAUUCAUG